UCCAUUCUCUUAAAGCUAGCCUUAGGUGAUUUGGUCGAUGUCGACGAGGGAGGAGCAGCAGGGAGCGAGUAAGCCGCCGGCGACGGUGAGGAUCAUCGAGACGCUCUACGUCGAGGCCGGCACCGCCGACGACUUCAAGUCCGUCGUUCAGCGGCUCACCGGCAGGGACUCCUCCGCCGCGGCUCUACCAGAGCACGACCGGACUACUCCUCAGGGUGCUGAACGGAGGGCCGGUGCGGCGAGAGGUGGCGGCGCCUCCGACGCAAGGCGGAGCAGCUGAGAGAUCGACGCUGCGUGGAUAAAAUGAUCAUUGGCUCAACUGUUACUCUGUUAGCGAUCACUCUCUCUCUCUCUCUCUCUCUUGGUUCCAACCUGCAGUCCUACGUAGCUUAACUGUUAGCGAUCGCUCUCGUUUUCAUCUCUACUCUUUCUCUGUUGGGUUCUUUUGUUGUAACAGGGAGUUGUUAUAGACUUAUACAUGCAUUCUUCUUCUUCUUCUUC
Hordeum vulgare subsp. vulgare (domesticated barley) is the source of this 501-nucleotide messenger RNA. RefSeq lists its product as uncharacterized. Bases 38 to 280 code for a protein of 80 amino acids. The record is from RefSeq and is a predicted model, not a curated record. Lineage: Eukaryota; Viridiplantae; Streptophyta; Magnoliopsida; Poales; Poaceae. The transcript has a single exon.